Molecule: messenger RNA, 1843 nt
Organism: Schistosoma guineensis
Lineage: Eukaryota; Metazoa; Platyhelminthes; Trematoda; Strigeidida; Schistosomatidae
Source: the annotation of a GenBank genome assembly
AUAUGACUCAGCUUGUCAUACGUGGAGUAAUUCGAACACUUCACCUCCACCUGAAGUUUGUGCUGAUGAUGUUGUUCAGGAGAACUAUGAGAGCUUCACGACUAAACCAUCCAACUCAGAGAACAAAACUCCACUUGAAUUACAAAUUUUUUACACCAUCUCGAAUUGUAGUCUUUAAUAUUCGAAAAUCAACAUCGUAAGAUGAUUUCCUCUAGUACUAUCCAUUCUUUCAUCAACAUAAAAUCGUAUGAAUGGAGUUAAAUAAAUGUAGAUUCAUCACGAUAGUGAAUAAAAACCCUACCUAUCCAUUCAGUGUUAAUCAUUGAUUUUAAAGCCUUUAAUGUUUAUUAAUGCUUAAUUUUUCGUGAAACACGGCUUAUGAAAUUCGCCUUGUUAAGUGCAAGUUGUGUAUUCCAAUUGUAAAUAACUAAGUUUUAGCUGUAAAACAGAUUGUAUAAGUGAAUAUGCAGUUGUCCUAAGAAAACGGAGAAAAAGCUGUCAAGAUAUAAGCGUACAAAGAAAGUUUAAUGAUAAAUUUGUUUAUCAAGGAUCUUUCUGUUGACUUGAAAACUCUAUGGAUCAUUAAAAUUGAGUUAUAGGCAAUGUGAAUUAGAUCUAUCCUUAAUGACUUAAGUAAUUAUUGCAACUUAGGAAAUGCUCUUUUUGUAGUCUUGGUAUCAUACUUAUGUGAAGACCACACAUAUUAUUAAAUUGCUUGAACGAGCUCAAAUUCAGCUGUUAGAUCGACUGAGAUAUUAUAGAUAGAGCUUAGGAACUAGAUGUAUUCUAAUUUGACUGGUGUUGACGGCUUACCGUCCCAGUUUAUAAAAGAUGAAACUUUUUUGAUAACCACAGAGGAAGUGGCUUAUACUGAGUCACGAAACGUCAGAAAAUUUAAUUUUUCUACUCAUUGGGAUAUUACAAAUAUAUUAAUUUACUCACACAGGAAUUGGUGUCUAAAAUAUUACUCAAUAGUCAAUCAAUACUCAACUAGGGCUUGCGAACAGUAAAUCUGGGAAAAACAGACUGGUUCCCAACCUGGACGUGGAUUUAUCGACCAACUGUUGAACUAAUAUAUACAUAUGUACUAAGUUGUUUAUGACAGACUAUCCGAACAAGGGUCCAAACUCCUUACUAACUGAUUUAAUCAUUUAUGCCUGGAUUAUCAGGUGGAAACGCCUCCCCCAAAAAUGUUUGUAGUAAAGGGAAAUAAUCCAAUACUGAUAAGUGGAUAAAUUGAACAACUUUAAUUCCCGAUUCCAAACAUGUCAAUGUUAAUCAUGAAUGAGUAGAAGUUUGUUACUAUUCUUCCUUAGUUUUUUUCUAUUACACACACGUGAAUACCUUAUUGGGAUGGAAUACUGAAAAAACAGAAGCUAUGUUGGCUUCUGUACUCAAACAUAGACAAAAUAUGGAGCUUGGGGAUCCUAGAGAAAUUCUUUCGUCCAAAUCACUUAUAACAAAUUUUUUUCAGAUUGAGAAUCAAAAGAUUUUCCAAAAAUCAGAAAUUGCUAGUCAUCCCGUUGAUUCAUCAGAGUUGGAUGAAGUAACGGUACCGAGUAAGCGCGUUCGUCACGCAGCCAGUCGCUUACGAAAUCAAAGAACAACAGAUCGAUUUUUUAAAGCUCCCAGCACUUCACAGCAUACAGCACUAGUGAAAGAUGUAAAUAACCUGCUUUCUGAAUUACCUAAACUACGUCAGACUCGACGGAGGCAAUCUGUGGAAAAACCUCCAGAGCAAACGAAGACUUUACCCGAGAAAAAACGCAAGGAGAAGGCUCAGGUUAAACCCCAACGUCGUGUAGUAGAACGUGUAUGUUUAUCCGAAGAAGAUGAAGAUUAA